Molecule: messenger RNA, 1890 nt
Organism: Dissoconium aciculare CBS 342.82
Lineage: Eukaryota; Fungi; Ascomycota; Dothideomycetes; Mycosphaerellales; Dissoconiaceae
Product: Protoporphyrinogen oxidase
Exons: 3
Coding region: 166-1890 (574 amino acids)
Biological process (GO): heme biosynthetic process
Cellular component (GO): mitochondrial inner membrane
Molecular function (GO): protoporphyrinogen oxidase activity, oxygen as acceptor
Source: RefSeq, a predicted model, not a curated record
UUCGUGUUCGAUGAUGAAUGAUGCGUAUAGGACGGCACGGAGGUCCGCUCGGAGCGCAAAUCUCGGAGGUAGUGCUGUUGGUGCCAUUGAUCCUUCCCGCUUGCACCUUGUCAACAUGCUGCUGAUGUGCCUGCAGUGAAUAGACGUGUGACUGGCAAUGCAGUUAUGCUUCUUCGCCAUAGCUGCCAUGGGUUCACACCAGUUGCUCGGAAGCAACUGUUGCGUCCUCACACGCCUCAAUGGCCUCGAGUGCUAGUCGAUCGCAUCGGACCUCGACUUUACAGCACGCACAGCGAUCGAAAUCCGGAUAUCGCAAUCCUCGGCGCGGGAAUCAGUGGUCUUGCGAGCGCCUACUAUCUUCUCCGUGAUCAUCCAAAUGCAAAAAUCACCGUCUACGAGGCUUCCGACCGCCUCGGAGGAUGGCUUCAGUCACAUCGGGCUCCUGUUCGAGAUGGAUCUGUUCUUUUCGAAGGCGCAUUGAGGACUAUCCGCCCCGCGGUCAAUGGUGCUUUGACCUUGCAACUCAUUGAAGAUCUGGAUCUUGCCACAGAUACAAUCUUCACUAAAAGCACUGCGCCUGCUGCGAGGAAUCGCUACAUAUACUACCCUGACCAUCUUGUGCGGCUGCCGCACCCUUCAUUCGGCAUUUUCAACAUCCUCUACACGAUCGCCACGGAAAAAGCUUUGGCGGGAGUGAUUCCAGGAGUUCUAGGAGAACCUUUUAGAGACCCUCGAGAUGAGAAGAUGUCGGACGAGAGUAUUGGCGAGUUCUUCUCACGACGCUUCAACAAGUCUAUCGUGGAUCGUCUGGCCAGCGCUGUAAUUCAUGGUAUCUAUGCUGGUGACAUCUGGCAAUUGUCUGCAAAGAGCCUGUUUCCACGACUAUGGCGGGACGAAGCUGUAGAGAGUAGCAUUGUCACCGGGAUGGUGAGAGGUCGCGCGGAAGGCAUCCCAAUGACGGAGCAAGAUGCGGACUUCUACAUGAACCUGAAGAAAAUGCAGUGGGAUCCAGCAAUGAAACGGGUCAUCGACAUGACAUCCGUGUUCACGUUCAAGGACGGAUCGCAAAUGCUCGCCGACAGGCUCGCGGAACAUCUGAUGGGCUCCGGACAGGUGACAUUCGCCAUGGAAUCACCGGUGCAUGCAAUAUCGGCACUGAAAGGACAGGACCUCGUCGAGGUGCGGACAAAAUCUGCCGCUGGGCCAAGCCGAACCCACACUCAUGUGGUGUCGGCUCUCUCGCCAGCACAUCUGAAUAAGGUCUGGGCUGGCUCAAACGCACUCGUUCCACACAUUCCUACAGUCAACGUCAUGACGGUCAAUCUUUACUUUCGAACUCCAAAUCUUCACCCUGAUGGCUUUGGCUACCUUAUCCCACAAGCGACACCUUUCGAACAGAAUCCUGAGCGCGCAUUGGGGGUUGUUUUCGACACCGCCUACGCCCCGGACCCGGCUGAAGCCCAAUCCGCACUUAGAACGAAGCUGACGGUAAUGCUUGGUGGCCACUGGUGGGAUGGAUGGUCGUCGUUCCCAGACGAACAAGAAGGCCUUGCACUCGCGAAGUCUUUGCUUGAGCGCCAUCUCGGUAUUAAAGAGGAGCCUGAGGCUUGGCGUGUCAACAUGCAGAAGGACUGCAUCCCUCAAUACGUCGUUGGCCAUAGCGCAAAGCUCAAGGAGGCCCAAAACAACAUCUCGAGGGAGUUUUCUGGGAGAUUGAAAGUCACUGGCAAUUGGAUAGCAGGGGUCGGCGUAAAUGACUGUAUCCGCAAUGCCUACGAGUUGUCGCGUUCGUUCAACAAAGGUGGCACUGGACUUGAGCAGGUCGAUGCGCCAUUCACCUCACGCAUCAGACCGGUACGAGCCGGCGAAAAGCAUGGGUCGGAAUCAUGA